AUGUCAACAUCAAAUUCUACAUCAGAGUCAAAUGAUUCAGGCUUUCAAGGAUUAAUGAAAUCCCUAAAUUUAGAUCCAAAUCAGUACAAAGUAUACGAUAAAUCAGAAUUCCCGCAUAAGACUUUCCAAGAGUUAUCACAAAUCAAGACAAAUAUAGAAUCACAAUUGAAGAACUUGUUCGAUUUAUUGAAAUACCAACAUAAUGUAGAUAUGGACUCACCACUCGUGACAAAAGAUGGGUUCCCAAGAUCUGACAUUGAUGUUGUUAGUAUUAGACUAAUACGUACUCAUAUUAUUAGGUUGAAAAAUGACUAUAAGAAUUUACUUGAAGUGUUGGAACUGAAGAUGGAAGAAGAGUUUGCGAGAUUGAAAAAAGAAGCUGAAAAGUGA
This is a messenger RNA of Lodderomyces jiufengensis, 390 nucleotides long. RefSeq lists its product as uncharacterized. Gene Ontology annotation, biological process: proteasome regulatory particle assembly. The record is from RefSeq and is a predicted model, not a curated record. Gene Ontology annotation, cellular component: nucleus; cytoplasm. NCBI's taxonomy places the organism in Eukaryota, Fungi, Ascomycota, Pichiomycetes, Serinales, Debaryomycetaceae. The coding region runs from base 1 to 390 and encodes 129 amino acids. The transcript has a single exon.